GCAUCAGCACUUCUCUUGAUUCCCAUCUUUAUUAAAUAUUCAAACACUGAUCGUUAGUCAGAGCUAUAAAUGUGUGGAUGAAGUUAUUAUAUUAAAUAGCCUAAAUUAAGUGAUUACUAGUUUUGUCUCAGGACAAAAAUACUUGGGCUUGGGGUGAAAUUUUUAUACUGUGUGAUAGCUUGUAUAACAUUAUUUUUUUGUUGCCAAAAGAGAACCACAAAAAUCUUCUCCAAGUGGGAAGGAAAUAAAACUUGUACUAGUCUCUGUCUCAUGACAGAAGUGGAUAAGCUGCAUUCUCUCAAAACAAGUCUGGCAACAUUUGCGUCCAGAAAUGAAAGCACUCUGAGAGUUCUACUGUGUGCCAUUUUUCAGCGGGACACAAGCUUUCUUUAAAAAGAGAAAACCCGAGGAUUGUGUUAAACAGUACAAUUUGUAGGUGACUUUGUGGGAAUUUACAUGAUGAAACACUACAUGGGAAACUGUGAAAAUGUUGGGAACCGGUUUGAUUUUGAUCAGAGUGGGUGAACAUUAGUCAGGUGAGCUGCUGUCCACUUCCUCAUAAAGUAACAAUUAUAAGAAGGUGUUUUAAAAACUUAAAAAUUAAGUAUUUACACAAAGAUUUCUCAUGUCAAAUGUACUUACUGGUAGAGAUGUGGGCCAUAUAUUCUUGUGUAUCGGUACAAAUUAGGAAACAUCACUUUUAAACAUCCAAAUGUUAUAGAAGCCACAAUUUUGAAAACAAACAAACAAUAUUUCCCUGUAAUUUCAUUUAAUCAUUUUAAUUAAACAUUUAAAUAACAAAUUGUAAACAAACUGGAAAACUUAUUCAAGUGUGUAGUUCAAGUAAAUUAACAAUGAUAUUUAAAUACAUUGUCAGUGUUUCUGACUCGUCAGAUAUACACACGCAGCUUCAUUCAGACUUUAUGAAUCAUGGAGGACAAAGAAACAUUCAGCGAUGAAGAUUUUUCUUCAGAAUGCAGUGGGAUAUCAAGGUCACUGGAUUCCAAACAUCUGUCCAUGAAGAGUGACAGGUCUAAAAACAACAUUCUAACAUUUGAUGGAAAAGACAUAUCAACAGAUCUGUGGCAUAGAUCAAACUCACCGAAGCACAGUGCCAUAAAGAGUGAAGCAUCUAUGAAAACAUCAGUAAUAUUCAAUGGGGAAAACAAAUCAAAUCUGAGUGACUCUCAACUGGCCCAAAGCAUAAUCAUAUCAAAUCUGGUGAAGAAGUUUGAGCGUCUAUCUGAAGGAACAGCAAAGCAGGAAAACCCAACACUCCUGAAUGAGAUCUACACAGAGCUUUACAUCACAGAGAGUGAGAGAGGAGAGAUCAGUAAUGAGCAUGAAGUGAGACAGAUUGAGGCACAAUCCAGGAGAGCAGCAACAGAGGACACACCAAUCAAAUGCAAUGACAUCUUUAGACCUUUACCUGGACAAGAAAAACCCAUCAGAACUGUGCUGACAAAGGGAGUCGCUGGCAUUGGAAAAACAGUCUCUGUGCAGAAGUUGAUCCUGGACUGGGCUGAAGGGAAAGAGAAUCAGGACGUCCAGCUCAUAUUUCCACUUCCUUUCAGAGAAAUCAACCUGAUGAAAGACAAAACACUCAGUCUUUCAGAUCUUCUUCAUGUAUUUUACCCUGAAACCAAAGAUAUGGAAAUAUCUAGUGAUGAAUAUAAAGUGUUGUUCAUCUUUGAUGGUCUGGAUGAGUGUCGCCUGUCUCUGGAUUUUCAGAGCGAUGUGAGGUUGUGUGAUGUAAGUGAAUCAGCUUCAGUGGAUGUGCUGCUGAUGAACCUCAUUGUGGGGAAUCUGCUUCCCUCUGCUCUCAUCUGGAUCACCUCCAGACCAGCAGCAGCUGAUCUCAUCCCCUCUGAGUGUGUCCAUCGAGUGACAGAGGUACGAGGCUUCAAUGAUCCACAGAAGGAGGAAUACUUCAGGAAGAGAAUCAGUGAUCAGAGUCUGGCGAAUACAAUCAUCUCACACCUGAAGUCUUCAAGGAGCCUCUACAUCAUGUGCCACAUCCCAGUGUUCUGCUGGAUCUCAGCCGCUGUUCUGGAGAAGAUGUUGAGUGAAGCAGAGAGUGGAGAGAUUCCCAAGACUCUCACUCAAAUGUACACACACUUCCUGAUCCUUCAGACCAACAUCAAGCAAGAAAAGGACUAUGAGAAUACAGUCAAAGAUGAAGAUAUGAUCCUCAAACUGGGGAAACUGGCUUUUCAGCAGCUUGUGAAAGGCAACCUGAUUUUCUAUGAGGAAGACCUGAGAGAGUGUGGCAUUGAAGAGACAGAAGCAGCAGUGUACUCAGGAUUGUGCACUCAAAUCUUCAGAGAGGAGUUUGGCUUGAACCAGGGGAAAGUCUUCUGCUUUGUUCAUUUGAGCAUCCAGGAACAUCUAGCAGCUCUAUAUGCACAUCUGUCCCUUAUGAAAAAAAACAGAAAUGUGUUUAUUACUCUUUCUUCUAGUCCUUUGAAGCAUUUGAAGAAGGCUUUAAAUGUUUCACCAUCUGAGCUGCAUAAGAGAGCUGUGGAAAAGGCCUUGAAGAGUAAAAAUGGACAUCUGGACCUUUUUUUGCGUUUUCUUCUGGGUCUCUCAUUGGAGUCCAAUCAGACUCUCUUACGAGAACUACUGACACAGACAGGAAGCUGCUCUUACAACAAUGAGGAAACGGUUAAGUACAUCAAGCAGAAGAUCAAGAGGAAUCGCUCUCCAGAGAGAUCCAUCAAUCUGUUCCACUGUCUGAAUGAACUGGGUGAUGAUUCACUGAUUCAGGAGAUCCAAGAUUAUCUGAAAUCUGGAAAAAUAAAAGAAACUAAACUCUCAUCUUCACAGUGGUCAGCUCUGGUUUAUGUGUUGCUGACAUCAGAGCAGAAGAUGGAUGUUUUCAAACUAAAACUGUUCAUUGGAUCCCAAAAUACAGCAGAUGAAGUUCUUCAGAAGCUGCUGCCUGUGGUCAAAGAAUCCAAAUUAGUUCAGUUGAUGGAUUGUGGUGUUACAUAUGAAGGUUGUGCUGCUCUGGCUUCAGCUCUAAAAUCAAACCCCUCACACAUGAGAAAUAUGAAUCUGUCACUAAAUAAAGUAGGAGCAUCAGGAGUGAAGCUGCUCUCUGAUGGACUGAAGGAUCCUCACUGUAAACUGGAAAAGCUGCGGUUGGGUAAGUGUGGUGUCACAGAUGAAGCAUGUGCUGCUCUGGCUUCAGCUCUGAGAUCAAACCCCUCACACCUGAGAGAACUGGAUCUGUCACUGAAUAAACUAGGAGACUCGGGACUGAAUCUGCUCUCUGAUGGACUGAAGGAUCCUCACUGUAGACUGGAAACACUGCGGUUGAGUGAUUGUGGAGUCACAGAUGAAGGUUGUGCUGCUCUGACUUCAGCUCUGAGAUCAAACCCUUCACACCUGAAAGAACUGGAUCUGUCAAUGAAUAAAUUAGGGGCGUCAGGACUGAAUCUGCUCUCUGAUGGACUGAAAGAUCCUCUCUGUAUUCUGGAGAUACUGCGGUUGAGUUAUUGUGGAGUCACAGAUGAAGGUUGUGCUGCUCUGGCUUCAGCUCUGAGAUCAAACCCCUCACACCUGAGAGAACUAGAUCUGUCACUUAAUAAACUAGGAGACUCGGGAAUGAAUCUGCUUUCUGAUCUACUGAAGGAUCCUCACUGUAAACUUGAGAAACUGCAGUUGAACCAUUGUGGUGUGACAUAUGAAGGUUGUGCUGCUCUGACUUCAGCUCUGAGAUUAAACCCCUCACACCUUAGAGAACUGAAUCUGUCUAGAAAUAAACUACAAGACUCAGGAGUGAAGCUGCUCUCUGAUGGACUGAAGGAUCCUCACUGUCAACUGGAGAAACUAAGGUUGUGGGAUUGUGGUGUCACAGAUGAAGGAUGUGCUGCUCUGGCUGCAGCUCUGAGAUCAAACCCCUCACACCUGAAAGAACUGAAUCUGAAUUAUAAUAAUCUAGGAGACUCAGGACUGAAGCUGCUCUCUGAUGCAUUGAAGGAUCCUCAAUGUAAACUGGAGAAACUGUGGUUGAAUAAUUGUGGAGUCACAGAUGAAGGAUGUGCUGCUCUGGCUUCAGCUCUGAAAUCAAACCCCUCACACCUGAGAGAACUGAAUCUGACUGGAAAUAAACUAGGAGAUUCAGCAGUGAAGCUGCUUACUGAUAUGAAAAAAGAUAAACAAUUUGGACUGCAGAGGUUUCUGUUGAGUGAUUGUGGUGUCACAGAUGAAGGUUGUGCUGCUCUGGCUUCAGCUCUGAGAUCAAACCCCUCACACCUGAGAGAUCUGGAUCUGACUGGAAAUAAACUAAGAGACUCCGAUGUAAAACUGCUCUCUGCUCUGAAGGAUAAUCCACCUUAUAAAUUGGAAACACUUAAGUUGUAUGAUUGUGGAGUCACAUUUAAAGGUUGUGCUGCUCUGGCUUCAGCUCUCAGAUCAAACCCCUCACACCUGAGAGAUCUGAAUAUGUCUCUAAAUGAACUAGGAGACUUAGGAUUGAAUCUGCUUUCUGAUCUACUGAAGGAUCCUCACUGGAAACUGGAAACACUGCAGUUGAACCAUUGUGGUGUGACAUAUAAAGGUUGUGCUGCUCUGACUUCAGCUCUGAGAUUAAACCCCUCACACCUGAGAGAACUGAAUCUGUCUAGAAAUAAACUACAAGAUUCAGGAGUGAAGCUGCUCUCUGAUGGACUGAAGGAUCCUCACUGUCAACUGGAGAAACUAAGGUUGUGGGAUUGUGGUGUCACAGAUGAAGGAUGUGCUGCUCUGGCUGCAGCUCUGAGAUCAAACCCCCCACACCUGAGAGAACUAGAUCUGAAUUAUAAUAAUCUAGGAGACUCAGGACUGAAGCUGCUCUCUGAUGCACUGAAGGAUCCUCACUGUAAACUGGAGACACUGUGGUUGAGGGAUUGUGGAGUCACAGAUGAAGGUUGUGCUGCUCUGGCUUCAGCUCUGAAAUCAAACCCCUCACACCUGAGAGAGCUGAAUCUGACUGGAAAUAAACUAGGAGAUUCAGCAGUGAAGCUGCUUUCUGAUAUGAAAAAAGAUAAACAAUUUGGACUGCAGAGGUUUCUGUUUUAGAUUUUAGUCUGAUCUCUGGUGAAAAAAGAGACACUACAGACAGACAUCACAAUCAACCGAAUCAACAGACACAAACCCAUAGUGAUCAUGACAUGAAUGUGAACAUAUGAACUUUCCAAGUCAAACAAAGAAACCUUUUGUUUCUUCUUAAGAACUGACAUUUGUACUGGAGCCCCAUUUUUCAUCAUCAUUUUACAUAAUUUUUAGCCGAUUGUGAUUAUCAGUGUACCUUCUGUUCAGUUCUUAUUAGUAAAGAUUUCAACCAAACAUGUGUCUAGCAUUGGGAUAAAGACUGGGACUUUA
Messenger RNA from Carassius gibelio (silver crucian carp), 5367 nucleotides. RefSeq names its product NACHT, LRR and PYD domains-containing protein 12-like. The record is from RefSeq and is a predicted model, not a curated record. NCBI's taxonomy places the organism in Eukaryota, Metazoa, Chordata, Actinopteri, Cypriniformes, Cyprinidae. The coding region runs from base 931 to 5064 and encodes 1377 amino acids. Gene Ontology annotation, molecular function: protein binding. The transcript has 18 exons.